GUUUUUUACUUUCGCUUUCAGAGCUGCUUGUGUCGCGGCAGGAACAUAGACUGUAUGGGCAGGAAUUGCAGCAGGUUUCUAAACCCAGCAGUUGGUUUCCAGUUGAGUCAGUCUCUGAUGUUUCCAGCAGAGUGACAUCAGAGACAUUAUGGCAACUUCAGAAACAGUGACAGAAGAUCUGAAACCAUUGAAGCGGAGCAGCAGCUAUGAAUGGCUGCCACCUGAUAUGUCUGAGCUGAGGGUUGUUCUGCUGGGGAACAGCUGGUCUCAGAGGAGUUCAGUGGGGAACAUCAUACUGGGAGAGACUAAGUUCAACACUGAGGAAGAACCAGACUGCUGUCUGACAGAAAGAGGACAGAUAAAGGACAAAGAAAUAGUUCUGAUCAACACUCCAGAUCUUCUGCAUCUCAACAUCUCUGAAGACAAACUGUCAGAACAUGUAGAAGACUGUGUGAGACUCUCUGAUCCUGGACCUCAUGUGUUCCUGCUGGGUCUACAGCCUGAAGACUUCACUGAGGAACACAAACUGAGACUCUGCAGAGUCCUGAAACUCUUCAGUGAUCAAUCAUUUGAUCAUUCAUUGAUACUGAUAUCAACACCCAGAGAGGAGAGUUCAGGUUUCAAAGAUGAACCAGACCAGCCCUUAAAAGACAUGAUCAGAAUGUGUAGAUACAGAUACCUGAAGCAGAAGAACCUUGAAUGUCCAGAGCUGUUAACACGACUGGGUCAAACUGCAAAGGAGAACAAUGGAGAGCAUGUGAGCUGUGAUGUGUCUGAGGAUGCAUCAAAGUCUGAACCCAUCAGAGCAGCUUUAAACCUGGUCCUGUGUGGGAGGAGAGGAGCAGGGAAGACUUCAGCAGCCAAGGCCAUUUUAGGUCAGACAGAGCUUCAUUCAGUCUCCAGCUCAUCAGAGUGUGUUAAACAUCAGGGAGAGGUGUGUGGACGUUGGGUUUCCCUGGUGGAGCUGCCUGCCUUGUAUGGAAAACCUCAGGAGGCAGUGAUGGAGGAAUCAUUCAGGUGUAUCUCCCUCUGUGAUCCUGAGGGCGUCCAUGCCUUCAUCCUGGUCCUACCUGUGGGUCCCCUCACUGAUGAAGACAAGGGAGAGUUAGAGACCAUCAGGAACACAUUCAGCUCUCGAGUCAAUGACUUCACCUUGAUCCUGUUCACUGUGGAGUCAGAUCCUACAGCUCCACCUGUUGUUAACUUUCUAAAGGAGAACAGAGACAUCCAGGAGCUCUGUCAGAGCUGUGGAGGAAGAUAUGUUGUUCUCAACAUCAAGGACCAGCAGCAGAUCCCAGAGCUGUUGGAUGCUGUGGAAAAGAUGAGAGCCUACGAGGAUAAACCACACUGUUAUACAACAGGCAUCUUUGCACAUGGCAAGAUGGAAACAAUCCUCCAACAACAGAAACACAUCACCACAUUGCAAGAUGAGCUGAAUGAACUGAAGACAAAGAGCACAGUCACUUGUGAUGAUGAGGAGCAGAGCCCAGAGUGUCUCAGGAUUGUGCUGCUAGGGAAGACUGGCAGCGGGAAGAGUUCUUCAGGAAACACCAUCCUAGGAAGGAAGGAGUUUAAAGCCAAAUCAAGCCAAACAUCAGUCACCAAACACUGUCAGAAAGCAGUGGGUGAGGUGGACGGUCGUCCUGUUGCUGUGGUCGACACUCCUGGUCUGUUUGACACAACUUUGUCCCAUGAAGAGGUUCAUGAGGAGAUGGUGAAAUGCAUCAGUCUUCUGGCUCCAGGACCACAUGUCUUCCUGUUGGUGUUACAAAUCGGCAGAUUAACACCAGAGGAGAAGGAGACAUUAAAACUCAUCAAGGAAGGCUUUGGGAAGAAUGCUGAACAGUUCACCUUCAUUCUUUUCACCAGAGGAGAUGAACUGGAACAUGAUGAGAUCACGAUUGAAGAAUACAUUGAAGAAACAUGUGAUGACUCCUUUAAGAAGCUGAUUGCUGACUGUGGAGGAAGAUACCAUGUGUUCAAUAACCAUGAUGAACACAACCACACACAAGUCAGUGAGCUGAUGACCAAGAUUGACACCAUGGUGAAGACAAAUGGAGGCAGCUGCUACACUAAUGAGAUGCUGCAAGAGGCCGAGACAGCUAUAAAGAAAGAGAUGGAGAGGAUCCUGAAGGAGAAGGAAGAAGAGAUGGAGAGAGAGAGGGAGGAGCUGAGAAGAAAACAUGAGGAAGAAAUGCAAGAGAUGAAAAGAAGAAUGGAAGAACAGAGAGAAGAGACUGAGAAAGAGAGAAAACUGAGAGAAAAACUACUUCAAGAAAAGGAGGAGAGGAUCAACAAGGAACGUGAGGAGAGAAAGAAAGAACAGGAAAUGAGAGAAGAAGAAGACAGGAAGAGAAAACGUCGGGAGAAAAUUCAACGACAGGAGUGGAAACAAAAAUUUGAAGCUUUGGAGCAAAAAUUAAAGUUAGAGUUAGAAUUAAAGGAAACUACUGACAGAAGGCUGGAGGAGAGCAGAGAAGAGAUGAGGAAAGAACGAGAGAACUGGGAGAGAAAACAAAAAGAAUGGUGGGAGAAACGAUAUGAAGAAGAUGAACAAAGACGACAAGCAGAGCAAACAAGACUGAAAAAGCUUCAAGAAGAAUAUGAUCAGGAGAGAGAGAGAUAUGAAAAGAAGAGAAAAGAAGAGGAGCAACUCAGAAGAGAACAAGAGGAAAAAGAGAGAAAAGACAUGGAGGAGAACUAUAAGAAGAAAAUGGAGAAUCUGAUGAAGAGACAUGAAGAGGAGGCCAGAGAGAAAGCUGAAGAGUUCAAUGAAUUCAAAGAGAAAUACAAGAAGGAAUGUGCAGCUCUAAAGCAGGAGCAUGAGAGACAACUGAAAGACAAAGAGCAGCAGUAUGACCUCUUAAAGUUCCAUAGUUAUGAGAGCACGCUGGAAGAGUCAGGUGUCCUCACACUUUCCCACCUGUCCCAGUCACCUGACUCCCACCUGCCCACCUGUUUCCACUUCCCCUCAUCAGCCCUGCAGAUCAUAACCAACCCUUGUGCCAUCCACAUAUCUGAACCAGUGGUUAGGAGCAGUUUUCCAGAUGUCAUGGACCCUGAGCCUCUGAUGUUUUCACUGGAGUACAGCAUGGCGACUGCAGCAUCAGAUGAUGAGAAUGAUUUGGAUCCCCCGACAUGCAGCAGCCCUGACUCUGAGCGUCCUCUCUUCAAAGAUGAACAUCAGCCACUGAAGCACAGCAGGAGCUAUGAAUUUCUGCCACCUGACUUGUCUGAGCUGAGGGUUGUUCUGCUGGGGAACAGCUGGUCUCAGAGGAGUUCAGUGGGGAACAUCAUACUGGGAGAGACUAAGUUCAACACUGAGGAAGAACCAGACUGCUGUCUGACAGAAAGAGGACAGAUAAAGGACAAAGAAAUAGUUCUGAUCAACACUCCAGAUCUGCUGCAUCUCAACAUCUCUGAAGACAAACUGUCAGAACAUGUAGAAGACUGUGUGAGACUCUCUGAUCCUGGACCUCAUGUGUUCCUGCUGGUUCUACAGCCUGAAGACUUCACUGAGGAACACAAACUGAGACUCUGCAGAGUCCUGAAACUCUUCAGUGAUCAAUCAUUUGAUCAUUCAUUGAUACUGAUAUCAACACCCAGAGAGGAGAGUUCAGGUUUCAAAGAUGAACCAGACCAGCCCUUAAAAGACAUGAUCAGAAUGUGUAGAUACAGAUACCUGAAGCAGAAGAACCUUGAACGUCCAGAGCUGUUAACACGAUUGGGUCAAACUGCAAAGGAGAACUAUGGAGAGCAUGUGAGCUGUGAUGUGUCUGAGAAUGUAACACAAAGUUUACCUUGUGAUCAAGAAAGCCUUAAAAAACCAGAAGACGUCUGUUCUAAAUUGGAUCCUACAAAAGCUUUUGUUCCCAGAAAAACAACCUUGUCCCACCAGUCAAAGGAACUAAGGAUUGUGAUGUUUGGAAGGGAGGUCAAAAAGAAGACACUUUGCAACUUCAUCGUUGGAAGCAAACAAAUCCAACAUAAAAUAACCCCAAACAAGCAAUGUGAGGUCGCCCAUGGAGAGUGGAGAGGACAGCCUUUGAAAGUCGUGAAAACUCCAAACAUGUUCAGUCUGUCUGUGGAAGCCUUUAGAGAAGAGAUGAGAAGCUGUGUCAGUCUUUGUCAUCCUGGACCAAAUGUUCUGCUGCUGUUAGUGAAGUUGUCUGAGUUCACUGAGAAGAAAAGAAAAACACUGAAGUUCAUCCUGAGUUUGUUUGGUCAAGAUGUCUUCAAACACUCGAUGGUCAUCAUGACACACGAGGAGAGUAAGGCAAGCUCUGCUGUCAGUCAGCUCCUUGAAGACUGUGGAGGGAGACACUACAACAUGGUUAAAAGUGACCGCCAGCUGUUAAUGGAGAAGAUUGAGAACAUUGUGCGUGAAAACAAAGAAGCCUUCCUCACCUUCACUGAAGAGCCCAUCAGACCAAAGUCUGAACCCAUCAGACCAAAGUCUGAACCCAUCAGAGCAGCUUUAAACCUGGUCCUGUGUGGGAGGAGAGGAGCAGGGAAGACUUCAGCAGCCAAGGCCAUUUUAGGUCACACAGAGCUUCAUUCAGUCUCCAGCUCAUCAGAGUGUGUUAAACAUCAGGGAGAGGUGUGUGGACGUUGGGUUUCCCUGGUGGAGCUGCCUGCCUUGUAUGGAAAACCUCAGGAGGCAGUGAUGGAGGAAUCAUUCAGGUGUAUCUCCCUCUGUGAUCCUGAGGGCGUCCAUGCCUUCAUCCUGGUCCUACCUGUGCGUCCCCUCACUGAUGAAGACAAGGGAGAGUUAGAGACCAUCAGGAACACAUUCAGCUCUCGAGUCAGUGACUUCACCUUGAUCCUGUUCACUGUGGAGUCAGAUCCUACAGCGUCAGCUUUUGUUAACUUUCUAAAGCAAAACGGAGACAUCCAGGAGCUCUGUCAGAGCUGUGGAGGAAGAUAUGUUGUUGUCAACAUCAAGGACCAGCAGCAGAUCCCAGAGCUGUUGGAUGCUGUGGAAGAAAUGAAACUGAGACCCAAUCAAGAUGAAGCAUGCAGCUACACUAGAGAAACAUAUGCAUAUGUCCAGAUACAAAAGAUCAUAAAACAAGACAAACACAUCAGCACGCUACAGGCUGAACUGAAGGACCUGAAAACAAAAAGCAUGGCCAGCUGUGAUGAUGAGCAGCAGAGCCCAGAGUGUCUCAGGAUUGUGCUGAUAGGGAAGACUGGCAGCGGAAAGAGUUCUUCAGGAAACACCAUCCUAGGAAGAGAUGAGUUUGAAGCCGAAGCAAGCCAAACAUCAGUCACCAAACGUUGUCAGAAAGCAGUGGGUGAGGUGGACGGUCGUCCUGUUGCUGUGGUCGACACUCCUGGUCUGUUUGACAAUAGUUUAACUCAUGAGGAAGUCACUGAGGAGAUGGUGAAAUGCAUCAGUCUUCUGGCUCCAGGACCACAUGUCUUCCUGUUGGUGUUACAAAUCGGCAGAUUAACACCAGAGGAGAAGGAGACAUUAAAACUCAUCAGGGAAGUCUUUGGGAAGAAUGCUAAGAAGUUCACCUUCAUUCUUUUAACUGGAGGAGAUAAACUGAAGCGUGAGAAGCGGACCAUUGAGCAGUACAUUGAAAAAAAAUGUGAUCAGUCAUUUAAGAAUAUGAUUACUGACUGUGGGGGAAGAUACCAUGUGUUUGAUAACUAUGAUGACGGCAACCGCAUGCAAGUCAGUGACCUGAUAACGAGGAUUGACACCAUGGUGAAGACAAAUGGAGGUGGCUGCUACACUAAUGAGAUCUUUAAAGAGGCCGAGGCAGCUAUAAAGAAAGAAGUGGAGAAAAUUCUAAAGGAGAAGGAAGAAGAGAUGAGGAUAGAGAGGGAGAAACUUCAAAGAAAACAUAAGGAAGAAAUGGAAGCAAUGAAAAGAAGAAUGGAAGAACAGAGAGCAGACAUUGAGAAAGAGAGAAAACUGAGAGGAAAACAACUCAAAGAAAUGGAGAAAAACAUCAACAAAGAACGUGAGGAGAGAAAGAAAGAACAGGAAAUGAGAGAAGAAGAAGACAGGAAGAGGAAACAACAGGAAGAAUUACAACAACAAGAGUGGGAACAAAAAGUUGAAGCUUUGGAGCAACAAAUAAGAUCAGAGUCAGAAUCCAAGGAAACUACUGACAGAAAGCUGGAGGAGAGCAGAGAGGUGAUGAAAAGAGAAAGAGAACAUGAGGAGAAGAAACAAAAAGAAUGGUGGGACAAACGAAAUCAAGAAAAUGAACAGAGACGACAGGAAGAGCAAACGAAACUGAAAAAACUUCAAGAUCAGUAUGAUCAGGAGAGAGAAAAGUAUGAAGAGAAAAGAAAUGAAGAGGACCGACUCAGACAGGAGCAGGAGGAGAAGAAGCUGAAAGAGUUGGAGGAAGACUAUAAGACAAAACUGGAGGAAAUGAAGAAUAAGUACGAGGAGGAGGCCAGAAAUAAAGCUGAAGAGUUCAAUGAAUUCAGAGAGAGUAAAGAAAGGGACUUUGCAGCUAUGAUCAAAGACCACAUGAAUUAUGUCGAGCAUCUAAAGGAACAGCAGGAGAGAGACAUGCAAAAGAAAAAAGAGGAAUACGACAGGUUGAACGAUCUCUCAACCCACAAAGAAGAAAGUCUGAAACAAGCCAUGGAUAAACUACAGGACAAACACAAACAAGAAAUGGCCGACUUGAUACUGAUACUUUUGUCCCAGAAGAAAGAAAACAGGAGGAAAAUAAGGGCAAUGCAGGAAGCACACAAAAAAGAGGAGGAGAACCUUAAAAAAGAUCUUUUAGCCCAAAACAAAAGAAAAGAGAGGGAACAAAUGGAGAAACUGAGGAAAAAACAGAAUCAAGAAAUGAAAGCCCUGGACAAGGAAGUUUCAACCCAAACCAAAGACGAUAAGCGCGUAAGACGGGAGACACUGUCCAUCGAACAUGCGCAACAAAUUAUUGAUCUGAAAAUGGAAUUUCUGACGCAACAGCAACAAAACCAGAAGGAACAGCUGAACAAAUUAAAGAAAGAACAUGAGCAAAAAUUGGAUGAAUUCAAACAGAAACUUCUGGAAGAAAACGAAAGAAAUGAGAAAGAAAAAAUAGAGGAACUGCAGAAGAAUCAUGAACAAGAAAUGGAGGCGCUGAAGCAAGUUAAGAGCCCGGACAAAGACGAUCAGGAGGAAGAGCUGGAUGAACUGCAGAAAAAACACAAAAAAGAGAUGAAUGAGCUGAAAGAGAAACUUUUGACCCCACAGGAGCAACAGUCCUGCAGCAUCGCAUGAACAAUCGUAAUUAUUUCAAUGUCACACUAAUGCCAACCUGGGUCCUGCAGUCAGAGACUUGUCAUCAUCUUUGAUGUAUACAGUAUAUAUACAGUUACCAUGGAUACAGAUGUUGUUGCCAUCUAUCACAAGUUCAGUGAAGAGGUAGUGUUUUACCUUUUUUACCAAACUGUAAAGCUGUUUACCCAACAAAACACUUUUUUUCCCCAGCUGAAAAUGGCAUUCGCUUUUCUGAAGGUGGGAGCGAUAGAGUGCUUCAGAUGUGCAGCAUUUAUUCAGCUGAGAUGCUAUGGUUGCAUCUGGCUGUCAUGAUAUGGAAUAUCUGGGAAAGUUAAAGCACAAAGUAGAGUACCUGCUGUGGCCCUUGCUGUAAAGAAUGAAGGGAAGGCUGAAGCACGUACAGAGAGUAGCCAGACAUGCUGGUCUGUGUCUAAACUCUCGUUGACCAGAAAAAGAAUGCCAAAAGUGCAAUGCACAGCGCAGAAAAGACCCUCAGCACCUCGUCAUGCUGCUGCCAUUUGUUAAAGUGUAAAUAUGUGGUGCUCCCACUGCAAGAAUUACUGCGCUAUGCUGAAAACACUAAAAAUGCUUGGUAGAUAAAGCCUCUAAUGGUUAACAUGCACACAGUGUAUACAGUUAAAAUCCAGUCUUCAUUCCCAAAGUCUGGCUGCUCAUUUGUUCUGUUGUUUUUGCAGCUCUGUGAACUCUCCAUCACUCUUAAAUUUACUUUCAUCUGUACAGUUUGCAGUUGCCAAACCAGGAACAGAGCUUUGCUGAGAUAAAAGAUAUGUAUCAGCUGUUUGCAUUCAAAGAAAUGGAAACUUUUACCUUAGUGAGGAGGGGUGACACAUUCUUUUAAAAGAUAUGAUUAGUUGCCCCUUUGUGAGCCUGCACAAUGUGGACACCCAGUGGAAAUGAAAUGAACUGCAUCACAAUAUGAGACUGAAAAAGUUUUCAUUGUUUGUGUGAUCACUCUCAUGACAGGUGAGACAGACUGAAGUCAUCAUUGCUGCACUGUUGCGUUUUUACAGUUGUUGAAUAUCUUAAGCUGAAAACACACCGGCGCCGCCACAGUGUGGCGCUUCAUGUGAUGCACACCAAUUGCUGGCCUGAGCAUGCACUGACUGCAUCUCACUGCAGCUCCCUCAAAGUUAUUACUACUUUUACUGAAAGAUGUAUGCUUCCUCCACCUCUGCAUGUAGCUUAAAAUCAUGUGUGGCCUCUAGUUAAACUUGAUUUGAGCUAUGACUCACCAGGCAAUGUCUUUUUUGCCAUUGUCUUUAUAAUGUUGGGAUUGUGGGUCGUUUAGCUCGGGACAUUUCUUGACCUCAGCAAUGAGUCUCUCCUCAUCCAAUCUUUGUCACACACGAGACACAGCAACAGCUACAGAGUUCUAUUUAUACAUCCAUGGUAAAGAGAGAAGUCGAGCUGCUAAGUGAGCUUGUAAGUACAAGCAGGGAGCGAGUGGGGGAAAAUGCAUUUAAUUCUGGGGGCAGCAAGGCUGGAAAUAGGACUGUGGCAUAAAGCACGGCAGGAUGGCGCGUCCAGGAGCGCCGACGUGCAUCUUGCACCGCCAGUGUGGGGUUGUACAUUAAAAAGAAUGUGCGUAUUUGGAUGUGGGGCAUUUAUUGACAGGGUGUUUUGGCCUUUAGUGUAGUGUCUCUUGGGUUUUGGGGUUACCUUUGCCAGUACUGGGUUUACUGUAAUAGAUUAUUUCCACACGCAUGUUAAUUUUUUUUUUUUUGGACUGUUUGUUAGUAUUUUGUAUAUUUAGUUUGUUUUUUAUUUGUUUUUGGGUUUUUUUGUUGAAUGUGGAUUUUUUUUUAAAUACAAACAUAAAAGGGUUAAGUUUACAAUUUAUUUUAACAGCUUACUGUGUUAACAGUAAUAAAUAAUUUCCACACACAUUUAAUUUUUCUUUUUAGAGAUGUUUGUUGGUAUUUUGUAUAUUUAGUUUUUUUGUUGUAUAUGGGUGUUUUUUUAAAUUUGUUUUUGUCAAUCAGUGAAAUGAUUUUACAUGUUUUUGGUGUUUUAACUUGGAAAUUUAUCAUUUUCAAACUAAACAAACUAAAUUAAAAAUAAAGUGACAAGAAUAUUCAUUUGUUUCAUA
Messenger RNA from Epinephelus fuscoguttatus (brown-marbled grouper), 9353 nucleotides. RefSeq lists its product as uncharacterized. The transcript is spliced from 16 exons. The record is from RefSeq and is a predicted model, not a curated record. Gene Ontology annotation, molecular function: GTP binding. The coding region runs from base 149 to 7243 and encodes 2364 amino acids. Lineage: Eukaryota; Metazoa; Chordata; Actinopteri; Perciformes; Serranidae.